CAAAAAUUACCGGAAAUGUUUGCAUUUAUGGAAAACGUAGAGAAGCCUCCUCUUGGCGACCGAAAGUCGUACAUGAACAUCACAGAAGCCAAGUUAAUAGGCGAUGUUGAGAGAUAUAUCACCCAGCAGGAGUUUUCAUCGGAUGUCCAAGUGGCUCUAAAGCUGCAACACUUCUUCUAUUUGCAAUACAAUGAAAUCGCUGCCAAGUUGGAAGCUGAUCUUGGGGCGGUGGUAACGCGGUUAGAAGCUGCCAAGAACAACUUGGGACUAGUGAAGAAAUUUAUGGAUAAUCCGGGCAAGGAAUUCCAGAGCCUUAUGCAAAUAUCACAGGGAGUAUUUAGGUGGGUGACUGUAAUGCCAGUGGAAAGGGUGACUCUUAAAGUGGGCAAUGCUUUGCAAAUGGAGUUUGAUCUGCCGGAGGCACAGGAAUUUAUCAAGAAGGACAUCACAAGCCUGGUAAAGCAGCGUCUGCAACACGAGCACGAUAUUGACUUUCUGCAGGAUCAGGUGAACACAAUCGAGAUGAACUUGGCCGUUUUAUAUAAAAAAGGAGCCAAUAAGGAGAAUCCCCAAUAA
Messenger RNA from Drosophila rhopaloa, 576 nucleotides. RefSeq lists its product as uncharacterized. Gene Ontology annotation, molecular function: tubulin binding. Gene Ontology annotation, cellular component: prefoldin complex; cytoplasm. Bases 16 to 576 code for a protein of 186 amino acids. The transcript has a single exon. The record is from RefSeq and is a predicted model, not a curated record. Lineage: Eukaryota; Metazoa; Arthropoda; Insecta; Diptera; Drosophilidae. Gene Ontology annotation, biological process: tubulin complex assembly; protein folding; microtubule-based process.